CAAUCCGCAGCCCUCGGCCCAGCAGAGCCGGGUCGCUUGUCUGGCCGGCGGAGGCUGAGCGCGACCCUAGAGAGCCGCGGCGCCCGCCGACCAGCGACAAGCGGGACUCCCGGGACCCUGCUCUGCCCAGUGCCGCCGCCUCCUCCCCAUUGUCGCGGGGACGCUCCGGCCGAGCCGCCCGGGCCGCAAUUCUCCUCCUCUUCCUCCCCGAGGGGAAGGAGCGGAGAAAGUCAAGCGGCUGCUCCUGGAGGGAGCGAGCCGAGGCCCUUGUCCCCGAGGCUCGGGGCUGGAGGCGGAGGCGGAGGCGGAGGGAAGUGCGCGUCACUCGCUGGAGAGUUUCACCUCCAGGCUGAGGCUGCGACUGCGGUUGCCAGUUGCGUAAAAGCAGCAGCAGCGGCAGCGGGGGGCGCCGGGGCUCGAGCGGCUCCCUGGCCAUGGAGAGGAGAUCCGGACUCGGGGACGCCAACAGCUCGGCUCUGUCUCUUUGGACCGCUGAGUAGGUACCUGAAUUAGCCGACGCUAAGCCGGGGAGGGACAGUGACAGUGUAUCAUGCAUGCCACUGAUUCCAGGGGACACUCCCCUGCUUUUCUGCAACCUCAUAAUGGAAACGGCCAUCGCUCGUCUGGCUACAUUCCAGGGAAGGUUGUCCCACUGCGUCCCCCUCCUCCUCCAAAGAGUCAAGCUCCAACCAAAUAUCCCUCCAUCAGACACGAAGCCCGGGCCAGCUUUGCUUUCUCAUCUGAAGAACAGCAAGCCCAGGGAGAGAGCCGAAAGCAGAAGAGGCACAAAAAUACUUUCAUUUGCUUUGCUAUUACUAGUUUCUCAUUUUUUGUUGCACUUGCAAUCAUCUUAGGGAUAUCCUCAAAAUAUGCUCCAGAUGAGAAUUGCCCAGAUCAAAACCCUCGUCUCAGGAACUGGGAUCCAGGACAAGAUUCUGCAAAGCAAGUUGUUAUUAAGGAGGGAGAUAUGUUCUGUCUGACCUCAGAUGCCACAGUGAAUUCUAUUGUCAUUCAGGAUGGAGGACUGCUUGUGUUUGGGGAUGAUAAAGAGGGAUCCAGAAAUAUUACUUUGAGGACUCGUUACAUCCUGAUCAAGGAUGGUGGGGCGCUUCAUAUUGGAGCAGAAAGAUGCCGCUAUAAAUCCAAAGCGACAAUUGCCUUGUACGGCAAGUCAGAUGAAGGUGAAAGUAUGCCAACAUUUGGCAAAAAAUUUAUUGGUGUGGAAGCCGGCGGGACACUGGAGUUACACGGGGCUCAGAAGGCGUCGUGGACAUUAUUGGCGAGAACUCUGCACUCCUCAGGCUUGAUCAAUGGUUCCUAUGCCUUUGAAAAGGACUUUUCCAGGGGCCUCAAUGUGAGGGUCAUUGACCAAGACACAGCCAGAAUUUUGGAAAGCGUGAGGUUUGAUACCCAUGAAUACCAGAACCAGAGCAGAGAACUUGAGGAAUUUCUGAGAGUCCAAGAUCCAGGACGGAUAGUUGCUAUAGCAGUCGGAGAUUCAGCAGCCAAAAGCCUUUUACAGGGAACCAUACAAAUGAUCCAGGACCGGCUGGGAAGUAAGCUGAUCCAAGGACUGGGCUACAGGCAAGCUUGGGCUUUGGUUGGUGUCAUUGAUGGUGGAAGUACUUCUUGCAAUGAAUCCGUGAGAAACUAUGAAAAUCAUAGUAGUGGAGGAAAAGCUCUUGCCCAGAGAGAAUUUGAUACUGUGGAUGGGCAGAAGUUCACUGUGACAGCUUAUAGUGAAUGGAUUGAAGGCGUCUCUCUUUCAGGUUUCCGGGUAGAAGUCGUGGAUGGAGUGAAGCUUCAUCUGCUGGAUGAUGUUAGCAGCUGGAAACCUGGAGACCGGAUUGUGGUCGCAAGCACAGACUAUUCCAUGUACCAAGCAGAGGAGUUCACGCUUCUCCCCUGUCCUGAGUGCAACCGUUUCCAGGUCAAAGUCAAAGAAACCCCUCAGUUUCUGCAUAUGGGUGAGAUCAUAGAUGGUGUAGACAUGAGAGCUGAGGUUGGAAUUCUUACCCGGAACGUUGCAAUCCGAGGAGAAAUGGAAGACUCAUGUUAUGCUGAAAACCAGUGCCAGUUCUUCGAUUAUGAUACCUUUGGGGGACAUGUCAUGAUAAUGAAAAAUUUUACUUCAGUCCAUCUUUCUUAUGUGGAAUUGAAACACAUGGGUCAGCAGCAGUUGGGACGAUAUCCUGUUCAUUUUCAUCUGUGUGGAGAUGUGGAUUAUAAAGGAGGGUAUAGACAUGCAACAUCUGUAGACGGACUGUCUAUUCAUCACAGCUUCUCUCGGUGUAUCACUGUGCAUGGGACAGAUGGCUUGCUGAUAAAGGACACCAUUGGAUUUGACACACUAGGUCAUUGUUUCUUUUUGGAAGAUGGUGUUGAACAGAGAAAUACUUUGUUCCACAAUCUAGGACUCCUCACCAAGCCCGGCACCCUCCUCCCCACUGACAGGAACAACUCCAUGUGCACCACCAUGCGGGAAAAAGUGUUCGGAAAUUACAUCCCCGUGCCUGCCACUGACUGUAUGGCUGUUUCAACUUUCUGGAUUGCUCAUCCCAACAAUAAUCUGAUUAAUAAUGCAGCUGCAGGCUCACAGGAUGCUGGAAUAUGGUAUUUAUUCCACAAGGAACCUACUGGGGAAUCCAGUGGAUUGCAGCUUUCAACGAAACCAGAACUUACUCCAUUGGGUAUAUUUUAUAACAACAGGGUCCAUUCAAGUUUUAAGGCUGGCUUGUUUAUUGACAAAGGCGUCAAAACAACCAACGCGAGUGGUGCUGACCCACGAGAAUACCUCUGUUUGGAUAACAGUGCAAGGUUUCGGCCUCAUCAGGAUGGUGACCCUGAAAAGCCACGUGUUGCUGCUUUGAUUGACAGGCUCAUUGCUUUUAAAAAUAAUGACCAUGGAGCUUGGGUCAGAGGGGGAGACAUUGUUGUCCAGAAUUCAGCAUUUGCCGAUAAUGGAAUAGGACUGACCUUUGCCAGUGAUGGGAGCUUCCCAAGUGAUGAAGGUUCCAGCCAGGAGGUAUCUGAAUCUCUCUUUGUCGGAGAGAGCAGGAAUUAUGGCUUUCAGGGUGGUCAGAACAAGUACAUAGGCAUUGGAGGAAUAGACCAGAAGCCUCGGACGUUACCCAGGAACAGGACAUUCCCGAUUAGAGGCUUUCAAAUUUAUGAUGGGCCCAUUCAUCUCACCAGGUGCACUUUCAAAAAAUAUAUGCCAACUCCAGAUAGGUAUACCAGUGCUAUUGGCUUCCUCAUGAAGAAUUCCUGGCAGAUAACCCCCAGGAAUAACAUCUCCCUUGUGAAGUUUGGUCCACAUGUCUCUCUGAAUGUCUUCUUUGGAAAACGUGGCCCCUGGUUCGAAGAUUGUGAGCUGGAUGGUGAUAAGAAUUCCAUAUUCCAUGACAUUGAUGGCUCUGUGACAGGAUACAAGGAUGCUUAUGUGGGAAGAAUUGACAAUUACCUGAUCCGCCAUCCAAGCUGUGUAAAUGUUACGAGAUGGAAUGCAGUGGUUUGCAGUGGGAACUAUGCCCAGGUCUAUGUGCAGGCGUGGGGCACUCAGAACCUGACCGUGACCAUCGCACGAGAUGAGUACCCAUUCUACCCGAUGGUGCUUCGGGGCAUUACCCAGAAGACGACCUUUUCGCAGUACCAGCCUGUGAUCAUGCUGGAGAAGGGCUACACCGUCCACUGGAAUGGGCCGGCACCGAAGUCUGUUUUUCUGUACCUCAUAAACUUCAACAAGAAUGACUGGAUUCGAGUUGGCCUCUGCUAUCCACCAAACACAAAUUUUCAGAUUGCCUUUAGCUUUUUACAGCGGCAUAAUGGUUCGUUAUCCAAAAUGGAAGAGUAUGAACCUGUGAAUUCACUGGAAGAGUUGCAGAGGAAGCAGUCUGAGAGGAAAUUCUAUUUUGACUCUGGCACAGGGUUGCUGUUUUUGUAUCUCAAAGCCCAAGGCCACAGGGAUGGCCACAGUUACUGUUCAUCUCAGGGAUGCGAACGAGUCAAAAUCCAGGCAAUGACAGACUCAAAAGACAUCAGUAACUGCAUGGCCAAAGCAUAUCCCCAGUAUUACAGAAAGCCAUCAACCCUCAAGCGUAUGCCAGCCAUGCUCACAGGACUCUGUCAAGGCUGUGGAACCCGUCAGGUGGUGUUUACUAGUGAUCCUCAUAAAAGCUACCUCCCCGUGCAAUUCCAGUCACCCAGUAAAGCAGAGAUUAAGCGUGGAGACCUGUCUGUCAUCUCUGUCAAUGGCACUGACUUUACCUUCCGAAGUGCAGGUGUCCUUCUCCUUGUUGUGGAUGCCUGCAGUGUUCCCUUCCAGUUGACCAAAAACAGGUUUUUUCCCCUCGCUGAAGUCAGUCUCAUGGAUGAGUAUUUAAGAACAGGCAUCCCGCCAAGAUCUGUCGUUUUGUUGAGCACAAGAGGAGAAAUAAAGCAUUUGAAUAUUUCAGAUUCAUUAGUACCUCUGGGAUUAGCCAAACCAGCUCAUCUUUAUAACAAAGGGAGUACCAUAUUUUUGGGAUUCAGCGGAAACUCUAAACCAUCAUGGACUAAGCUAUUGACCAGUCCUGCUGGACAGGGCCUUGGGCUGCUGGAACAGUUUAUACCUUUGCAGCUGGAGGAAUAUGCUUGUCACAGAGCUGGCACUGUCCGUAGAAGAGACCUGGAGCUGUUAAAGCAAACUUCAAAAGCACAUUAGAGACUAACUGUAACUUAAGUGCUGGGGGGAAAAAAUGUGAACUAACUUAUUUAAUUUAUGGCAUUUUUAAAUGACACUGUUAACCCAACGGAACCAUUUUCCUGUUUGAUACAGAAAGAGGAGAAAAGAGUUUAAAGCGAUAGCUUGAAUACCAGCUCAUGCACCUUCUAGUUGUACAAAAUGUUAAAGAAUUUAUUUGUAUUUGUUAGGCUGGUAUAUUUAGAGGGCAGUUCUCUUAUUCCUCACUUUCCACCUCAGUGUUUUGUAGUGACCAUAAACAGUGCUUCACCUUUUAUAUUAUAGGAUGUUGUGCAGUGGGGUCAGGUGGGGGCUUCUGAGAGUCAGCCUGAGUCCUUGAGAGGACCAGCUCUUGGAGCAUCUUGGAUACUUGAAGUCUAAUACUCAUUUGUGUCGUUGACUUGAGGUUAGCAGUACCUUGGGUGGCUGGCAUGUUCAUUGAUGCCUUGAGCCCUGGUUCUGGGCAGCCUUUGAGAGUUUUUUAAUGCUACCGAAUGAUAGAGUUUAAAGUGGCAACUCAGGCCCAGCUCAUGCCCUUUCUUUUGCCUGGACAUGUGCUAUUUUUAUUCAUUUGUAUAUUGAUUCCUUCUAAGGGUUCAGCUUUCCAACAGGAAGUACAUUGGGACAAAAGGGCUUUAGGGAUUAGACAUCCCUUUAAUCUGUAACCAUUGGGCAAAAAUUUGACCUGCACCAAGGUCUGAGGUUGUUGGGACCAUUUUUGCAGCUUUAAUCCUUAACCUGUUUUGACUGUAUCUGUAUAUUGGUGUUUAACAUGCAGAGCUGAGCUGAAUAUUUACUUUUUUUUUUUUUUUUUGAAAAAGAAGCAGGCCGUUUUCCUGAACUGUAAACUCAAGUCAUUUCAACUUGCACAAAGGAAGUCUGUUCUUAGAGUUGCUCCUGCACCUGAGUUUUUUGUUGUUUUUAUGUAUAGAUUUUUUUUAAAAACUUUUCUGCUCAACAUCCUGCCAAGAAAAUUGCAGAAAGCUUAAUGAUACCCCAAAAUAUUGUAAUUCAGGGGGAGAAAAAAGGGAGUCUUUUAAGGGCCAGAUCAUAGAAGGAACAUUCAGAAAUGAACAUCUUUAUAGCCUUAGAGGAGUCGUUCUUAAUUAAAUUGUUAGAGACAAUUAAAAAAUGGUGCCGUGACACCCUAUUCCCUUUCACUGGGUGCAUGCGUCUCCUGCCAGUGAGGACUGCAAGUGGCGGAAGGAGACUGGCUCCUGGCCCAGGUUAUCACCACGGAAAGAAUAAAGAAGCAUCAAAAUGCCUUUCUUUACCUUUUUGUAAACCCACAAUUCAUGAAGUGUAGUGGAGGGAUGGCUGCAGCGAGAUAGUAGGAAGUGCAUUCAGGCUGACUCUGGCAAUGAAUACAAAUUCACUUUCCUCUACCAGGAGCUACAGCUGAUGGCCUGUCUCUUGUGUCCAGGAGAAGCUCUGUGACUUCUGUUCCUUUACAAAAUAUGCUACCUCAAAGUACUACCGAUAAACUUUUCUAACUGUACGUGCUCUUCCUAAGGGCACACAUCUUAAUCAAAGUUUAGGGUUUUUUGUUGAUGAUGAUGUUUGUUAUUUUUUGUAUAUUGAUGAAUGAGAUCUUACCUAUUAAAUAUAUUAUUGGAUCAUGGUUCCUGAAGGUGAUUAAAGUCUGUAUGUGUGUUUAUGACUUAAAUAUUUUUUUUAUGUGUGUUUAUUAGAGUUUGGCUCUUUAAAGAUUUGGAGAGGAUGUGUAAUCAUUUCAAAGCACUCAGUUUUUCUGAUUUAUAUGCUAAUUAUCAGGGCCUAAGUUAAAUAAAAAUAUGUGUGCCUGUGUUUUUAUAAA
Pteropus alecto (black flying fox) is the source of this 6536-nucleotide messenger RNA. It is a transcript of the gene CEMIP2, whose product is annotated as cell migration inducing hyaluronidase 2. The transcript is spliced from 24 exons. The record is from RefSeq and is a predicted model, not a curated record. Lineage: Eukaryota; Metazoa; Chordata; Mammalia; Chiroptera; Pteropodidae. The coding region runs from base 551 to 4702 and encodes 1383 amino acids.